This is a messenger RNA of Gossypium arboreum, 3952 nucleotides long. Its product is annotated as UBP1-associated protein 2C-like. Gene Ontology annotation, molecular function: RNA binding. Bases 170 to 1468 code for a protein of 432 amino acids. The transcript has 2 exons. The record is from RefSeq and is a predicted model, not a curated record. NCBI's taxonomy places the organism in Eukaryota, Viridiplantae, Streptophyta, Magnoliopsida, Malvales, Malvaceae.
GCACCCGAACUAUAAAGAUAAACACCGCCAUACGCCACUCCUCGUAUCCGAUACAUACAAUAACGUCCUUUACUAAUCUUGUUCUUCUUUUCUUUAACCUCAAUUUGGAAGGUCUAUACCUUUCUUUCUUUAGUGCUUUCUAGGGUUUGGGUUUUAAGAAUCCUUAGAGAUGCAAUUCAUGGAUCCCACCAAGAAACGCAAGCUUGAUGAAAAUGGUAUUAUUUCAGCGGUAUCGGAACCUGACCCAAUCACCAAACUAACCCCACAAGAUGGCCGCAAGCUAAUCGAGCGAUUCACCGUCGAUCAACUCCUUGACAUCCUCCAAGACGCCGUUUGUCGUCACCUUGAUGUUCUUUCCGCCGCACGCUCUAUUGCCGAUCAAGAUCCAUCUCAAAGGAAGCUCUUCAUCCGUGGGUUGGGUUGGGAUACUACAACCGACGGCCUUCGUUCGCUUUUUUCGGUCUAUGGGGAACUCGAAGAGGCGGUUGUUAUCCUCGACAAGGCUACUGGGAAAUCCAAAGGGUAUGGAUUCGUUACCUUUAAGCACGUCGAUGGUGCUUUGCUUGCUCUUAAAGAACCCAGUAAGAAAAUCGACGGUAGAGUCACGGUGACUCAGCUGGCCGCAGCGGGGAAUUCGGGGACGAAUACUAACCCUGUGGAUGUUCAUAUGAGGAAGAUUUAUGUAGCCAAUGUGCCGUACGACAUGUCAGCGGAUAAGUUAUUGGGUCAUUUUGCACAGUAUGGGGAAAUUGAAGAGGGUCCUUUGGGCUUCGAUAAGCAGACCGGGAAAUCAAAGGGAUUUGCUCUUUUUGUUUAUAAGACGGCAGAAGGGGCUCAGUCGGCGUUGGUGGAGCCGGUGAAGAAUAUUGAUGGGAGACAAUUGAAUUGUAAGCUUGCUAUUGAAGGGAAAAAAGGGAAGCCAGGACAAGAUGGGAUGAUGCAAAGUGGAGUUGGGGCUCCAGGAAAUACAGAGAUGGGGGUUGGAGGACAUGGUGGAGGUUACGGUGGCCCUGUGGGGCCUGGUGGACCAGGUGGCAUGGGUGGUUAUGGUGGGUUUCCCGGUGGGUUGCAAGGGCCGCCCGGCCCAAUGGGUCAUCCUCAUCACUUGAAUUCUUCAGGAGUUGGGGUUGGGGCAUUGAGUGGGAGUGGAGGCGCCGCUGGUGGUGGUUAUGGUUCUGGCCUUAGUGGGCCGUAUGGUGGUUAUGGUGGACCAGGUUCAACUGGCUAUGGUGGGUUGACUGGUGCUGGUGCAGGGGUUGGUUUGAGUGGUGCAGCUGCAGGGUCUUCUUUAUAUAGAAUGCCACCAAACUCUGUUGGGAUGCCAUCUGGGGGAUAUCCGGAGACUGCUCAUUACAGCUUGUCUUCUGCAGCUGCUUUCCCCAGUCAGCAUCACCAAGGAGCUGGGACAUCCCCUGUGCCGAGAGUUCCACCUGGUGGAAUGUAUCCCAAUGGACCACCUUUCUACUGAGGUUUAUGACAGCUUGUUGGGCGCAGAUGCUUUUUGUGGUUCUGGUGAUUGCGUGAAUGCAAGACUAUAUAUACUCUGGCUUGAUGAAUGUAUUUGCUUGGCUCUUACAGCCACUUCUCUUGAUCUGCACCUUUAAGAUGUUUAUUUCUGAUUGCUGGUUAGCAAAACUUGUGACAUAGACUAGCUUUUCUAUGUUAGGAACUUCUGUUCCAGUGGCCCUUUUAAUCAUUAGUAUAGUUUUUUAAUAAUAAAAGUAGUGAGUUAAUGUUUUUUCCCCUAUUCUUGCCGGUAUCUACAGUUGCUACCACAUCUCCCUUACUUGGAAGUUUGUUUCUUUGUUGGUUGAUGUUGCUAUAAUUUUGACUUUUCUAUCUUGUACGCAUAUUCAAGUUGAAUGUAGUUCUUUAUUUUUCUAUAUAAAUUAUUUGGGGUGUAAUGAACCUACACUGGGAAGUUGUUACUAUGUUGUUAAAUAAAUGAUUUCUUUUAGCACUUAGCUAAACAAAGCCAUUUUCUAAUGUAAUUUAUUGUGUUCCUUAACUACUUUGAUGUACCCAGUAUAUCUAAAUGACAAAGUUUCCACCCUAAGAUGUCUUCAAGACUUUUGUGUUUGCAUUUUAUUAUUUAGUUGCAAGAGUUUUGGUUGCCUUCUUGUGAUACUUGCCUAUAUUCCUUUUAUUGAGGAGAGGUAAUUCUGGUUUCCUGAAUGUGUUCAAAUUUGUAGUGUACCCUCAAAACAUGGACCUUUUGAGUGGGUUCUUGUUUCACUGAAGAAUCUAAUAAUGUGAAAGUAGCAAGUACUUAUAAGUGUAUGUGCUGCUGCCAGUUUUUGAUGUUGUGGUGCUUGUAUAAUCUGUGGUUGUCAUUGGGUUCUGUUGGAUUUGUAACUGAGCACAUGCUGUGUACCAAUUUAUUGGUGACAAUGUAUCUCUUUCUCCCAUGAGCUGCAACUGUCUCUGGCAGUCAUCUUUGUUGGUUGACUUACUGUUUUGUGCACGGUGGAGUAAUGGACUGUUGUCUGUGCGGUUAAGUAUCUUGUAGGUUGUGCAGGAAACCAUUUGAAAGGCUAGUGUUUAGUUUCCCUUUAUCUUUCCUGGUGGUGGCAGUUCCUGCAGCUAAUAAUGAUAUUCUAUGCAUUAUGAAAUUUUUUUAGUCUACUUGCUGAAACCAAGGUCAAUAUCCUGUUGGAAUGGAGUUGUUCAUUCCAUGGAUCUAAAUAUGCCUUUCUCCCAGAAGAAAAUAUACGUUUCUAAUGGCUGUUUUUGGUUAAUGGAGUGAGACUAAGAAGGCUUUUCCCUAGUCUUUCCAUCGAGCUUCAGUUGGCAACUUUUCACAUUAAUGUAUGAUGAUAUUCUUGGAUGCAUAACAUGCAAGAUUUCUCUAUAGAUGAAUUUUUGAAAGAAUUUCCCUGUGUGAUAUGCUUGUGGUGGCUGAUUUUUAUACCUGCUCCUUUUAAAUUAUCUUGGCUUGUUUCUCUGAAGAGGGGUUCAUGUUAUGAAUGAUGCAUUUUGUUUUAAGGAGUUGGAAACCAUUUGAUCGUGAUUUGUUUUUGCUUGCCAAAUUUGCAGACUGAAUUGUGUCAAGUCUUUUAACCAUGAUAUUUGGAUACCCUGUUGACUUUAAAUAUCUUAUCCUAGAUACUAAAUUUGGCUUUUAUUGGAAAUUAGGAUUCUUUUCCAUGGUGUCAUUAUCUGAUGAAAAAUUAGGCAAUUUGAACUGACCAUUUACCUAGUUAUGUUGUCGCCCUCUUUCGAUAUUCUCAUUUAUCUAUCUAGGUUGCUUUCAAGAAUAUUUUUUCCCCAUUUUGAAGAAACAGGAGCAUAUAUUUUCACUUUGUUUGACUAUUGGCUAGGGGAGUUGAAUUGUCUAACAUCCUUUUAUGGUGUUGAGUGGAGAAUUGAUGCUCUGUUUUUAUGCUAACCGGCAUUGGUAUCUUCUUUGUUCUCUGCCCUUUUUUUGGCCAUUUCCUGUGGAACAACAUUGAGCAUAAACCAACCUCAAAGAUAAAGAUGGAAGGCCGGAUGAGGCUGCACCCCUAAGCACUCAAAUGAAGCAAGUAAUGCGCGCUCUCAAUACAAAAAGAAAACAUCAGCAACCAUCAGUCCCCAGGAGCCAAUCGAAGACCAGAUGAUAUUGCAACCCAACCUUGUGAUUGCUGGAGAGAAAGUGGUUAAGUGGUGGGCUCAUUGGUGAUGUAUUAGAGUGUACAGUUUUGUAUACCUAACCGGAGGAAGUUGUCAUGAAAUUUCCUUAACUCCACUCUUUGUAUAUCUUUGUCCUUAAUUUGAAGUUUCAGAGGAUCCAACAAAUGGUCUUAUCUUUUCAUUAGAAAGAUGUGAAGUAGCUUUUAUUCAAAGUGUAACCAACAAGUUCAAAGAGCAACUGGUUUAAGAAAUAUCUCAGGAUUUCAAUUGUGAUCGGUCUGAAUAGUUUUGAUAAAAUAAAAUUAAUAUAUAUUAAACAUAAAAAAGAAAUUAGUUCCAA